This is a messenger RNA of Daphnia carinata, 1028 nucleotides long. RefSeq names its product astacin-like. The record is from RefSeq and is a predicted model, not a curated record. NCBI's taxonomy places the organism in Eukaryota, Metazoa, Arthropoda, Branchiopoda, Diplostraca, Daphniidae. The coding region runs from base 30 to 887 and encodes 285 amino acids. Gene Ontology annotation, biological process: proteolysis. Gene Ontology annotation, molecular function: zinc ion binding; metalloendopeptidase activity. The transcript has 8 exons.
GUCAGACUUCAACAAAACUACAGUCCAACAUGUCACUUACGCGUUUGGUCUUUUUCGGAGCAUGCCUCGGGUUUGCAUUGGUUACGGCGACGCCCAUUAUGAUGAAGAACGUAAACAGUGACCAGGCCGUCAAUUUCAAAGCUGGUCAGCCACUUACUGAGGAAGAAUUCAAUAGUGACUUUUCUAACUCAAUGAGAGACCUCAACGACGUAAUGUUUCCCUGGAGCAAACAGGAUCCUAACCUUAUGGAAGGUGACAUUAAGCAGCAGGGAGAAAAAGUUGCUAUAUUGGGCUCUAGUUAUCGUUGGCCGAAGGCGGUCAUCCCCUAUGUCAUCUCGGACGCAUACAACGCGACUCAGCGUCAAGUCAUCGCAUAUGCCAUGAGUGCCUAUCACAACAAUACGUGCAUUCGUUUCGUUCCGCGAACCUGUGAAGCCAACUACAUCAGGAUCUAUAAAAGUGGAGGAGGUUGCUGGAGCUAUGUAGGCAUGCUCAACGAAGGCGUUCAGGAUGUAAGCCUGGAUGAUGGAUGUAUAUUGACAACGAGACCAGGAACCGCCAUGCACGAGCUUAUGCACACCGCUGGUUUCUACCAUGAACACACGCGUCCGGAUCGCGAUACAUACGUCUUCAUUAAUCUAACCAACGUUAAACUGGAAUACAGAAACAAUUACAUCGGCCUGACAACGCAACAGGCCACAACUUUAGGACUUGAUUACGAUUACGGAUCUGUGAUGCAUUAUCCAAGGGGGGCCUUUGCCAUUAACACUAGCAUUCCCGUCAUCACGCCGCUUAUUGGAACACCCACUUUAGGACAACGAGUUGCAUUUAGUUCGUUGGACCUUCAAAAACUAAAUGCAUUGUACUGCACAACCACAUCUGGUUGAACAGCUUCUGGUUGAACAGCUUCUGGGUCCAGAGAAUUUACAACUGACUUCACUCUUUCUCCUGCAACCUUUCAAUAAGCUAAAUAGCUUGGCAGCACAUUUUACCUAACGGUUACAAUUAUUUUUGCAUGUCUUUACUUG